AUGUCUGCCAUGAAGAUAACAGGUGUCUUUGUGCUCCUCACCCUGGCAGUUCUUUGCCUGGCACAUGCUGCCAAAGAGAAUGAGGUGGACUGCAGCGAGUACAGGAGGUUAGAGAGAGGGAGACCCAUUUACUGCGAGAGGCUCUACCAACCCUUCUGUGGCUCUGAUGGGAAAACGUACAACAACAAGUGUUCUUUCUGCAAAGCAGUGCUGAGGAGCAGAGGAGCCUUACACAUGAGGCAAGCAGGAGUGUGCUGA
Acanthisitta chloris (rifleman) is the source of this 258-nucleotide messenger RNA. RefSeq names its product ovomucoid-like. The transcript has 4 exons. NCBI's taxonomy places the organism in Eukaryota, Metazoa, Chordata, Aves, Passeriformes, Acanthisittidae. The coding region runs from base 1 to 258 and encodes 85 amino acids. The record is from RefSeq and is a predicted model, not a curated record. Gene Ontology annotation, molecular function: protein binding; serine-type endopeptidase inhibitor activity.